UGGUCCUGAACUCUCUUUGAGAUGCACUUAAGAGGGCAACGAUUUAACCUGCGCUCGAGACACAGAGAGGCGUGUGACCGACAGCUUGUCUCGUGCAGCAGAUUUCAAACAGCACGCGCCCUUCAAGUGCUCGCCACAACGUUGCGUGUCCUGUUAACUUAAGUAACUCCGUUGCCUUUGCUGAAACAAAUGUCUACCUGGGUCUCAAAAGAAGAUUAAAAAGCAAGGAUAAUAGUUUGGAAGAUCACCACAAUGUCAAAAUUUGUUUCAACUGAGGCAAAAGACGUGUCAAAGACGUCACCCAGCAAUGGACAUCAUCACAAAUCCCAAAUGAUUCAUGGCUUGACAACUCUCGUAUGUUUUGCGUUGUCGUUGUUGUCGGUGGCCGUUUGUCUGUUCAUGAACGUGAAAACUCUUCGCAUUGAGCGUAAAAUGGAGCUUCUUGAGAUGGAGCGACUGUCGGUUAUUCGACCUGUGCACGCGACUAUGGAUGCUAACGCGACACUUUGGGAUGCGAUAGAAGAACUUGUGCAAGAGAGACUUAAAGAGGGUGUGUCAAAAGUUCGCACAGCGCGAGAGGUGACGCAAGAGUGCUCGUGCCCUCCAGGUCCUCCAGGAAAGCGGGGAAGAAAAGGCAACCCUGGAAUUCCAGGCACUCCAGGGCGAGAUGGUUACCCAGGUCCAUUGGGUAUGGAUGGUAAACCUGGGCCUUCAGGUCAAAAAGGCAGUCAGGGAAUGCCAGGACCAAAAGGAGAUAAGGGCGACCAGGGAGACAUAGGCCCCAGUGGACCACCAGCCUAUGCAGCCUCUGCAGGCCUGCUCAGUAAUCAGAUUCUCACAGUGAAGGGUGAUCAAGGUCAGGCUGGGCCUCCAGGUCCCCCUGGACCUCCAGGAACACCUGGUCCCAGAGGGCCUCCAGGAAACACAGGCAGAGAUGGGCCCCGAGGCCACCCAGGAGAGCCGGGACCACAUGGAAAGGAUGGAAAUGAGGGACAAAGAGGGCCACCUGGCACACAGGGUAUGAACGGAGCAGAUGGCAUGGCUGGACCACAGGGCCCUCCAGGGCUUAAGGGAGAUCAGGGUGAGCCAGGUCCGGAGGGGAAGAGAGGGAUUGAUGGAUUCCCUGGCAUGAAGGGUGAAAAAGGAGACGUUGGGGAUCCAGGUCCCCAGGGUUUGCCUGGAGAGAAAGGGGCUGCUGAUUUUAUAGAAAAUACUGAUAUGGCUGUAAGACUCAAAGAUCUGCAGGGGCCUCCUGGCCCUCCAGGACCUCCUGGAGGACAAGGGCCAAAAGGAGAAAUGGGCUUACAUGGACCAUCAGGCCCUGAAGGCAAGCAGGGCCCUAAGGGACAGAGGGGUGAUACAGGAGAGCCUGGAACAGCAGGAAUAAAAGGAGAAAAAGGGGACAUUGGGCUGACAGGGCCUUCCGGGACAGCUGGGCAAAAGGGAGAUAAAGGAGACUCCAGACUUGAGGAUAAUCUGGCCCAGAUUAUCUCUUCGCCUGGCCCUCCAGGGCCUCCUGGACCACCUGGACCUGCAGGAUAUCAUGGAUUGCCUGGCCCUAAGGGAGAGCCUGGUGUAACAGUGAAAGGAGAAAAGGGGGAUAUUGGAGAGAAAGGUCCACCCGGGCCACAGGGUCUUCAAGGUUUUCCAGGGUCUAAUGGGUUGGUAGGUCUGCCAGGUGCAAAAGGUGAAAAGGGAAAACAAGGCGAACCAGGACUAGACGGUUUCCCAGGGCUUCAAGGAGAAAAAGGGGACAGAGGAGACAAAGGAGAGAAGGGUGAGAGAGGCACAAUGGGAAAGAAAGGCCUGAAAGGACAGAAGGGAGAGCAAGGACCUCCAGGACUUGAUCAGCCUUGUCCUGUGGGGCGAGAUGGACUGCCCAUACCUGGAUGCUGGCAUAAGGAGGAGGCUUCAGGGCAGGGGGGCAAAGCCAAGCACCCAGUUCAACCCUAAAGGACACAGAAUGGGCUACCCAUUGAAGGAGGAUACUUUGCCAGUGGUCAGCUGGAUGCCCCAAAUGAAAGGGCUGGUCUGUACUACAGGCAGGAAACUGAUAAGGACGUUGCACUGGAUUUGUACUGGUGUACAUAUGGACAAAUUUGUACUCAGGAAAUUAUUGUCAAUAGGAAACAGCAUAAUAUCGUGUUGUUGUUUAAAGUCUGGUGUUCAUAAGUACCCUCAUAUUGAAUAAAUUACUUUGAUCUUU
Molecule: messenger RNA, 2206 nt
Organism: Myxocyprinus asiaticus (Chinese sucker)
Lineage: Eukaryota; Metazoa; Chordata; Actinopteri; Cypriniformes; Catostomidae
Product: collagen alpha-1(XXIII) chain-like
Exons: 30
Coding region: 253-1953 (566 amino acids)
Source: RefSeq, a predicted model, not a curated record